Molecule: messenger RNA, 1134 nt
Organism: Brassica napus (rape)
Lineage: Eukaryota; Viridiplantae; Streptophyta; Magnoliopsida; Brassicales; Brassicaceae
Exons: 3
Coding region: 1-1134 (377 amino acids)
Source: RefSeq, a predicted model, not a curated record
AUGGAAGAAACUAAUCUGGAACCAGGUACUACAGAUGCUGCAGCAGAAACCGAGACAUCGGAAGAAGAUCAGCAAGAGGUCAGUUAUGUCAAUGGGCAGAGUUGGCAGUUCAAAAACUACCAUCCAAACCCUAAUGUGAGGAACAACCCGCAUCUGUUCUCAUACAAGACCAAUCUUGACAACACCAACGACAGACCUCAAGGAAAUCAGUUCCAAAACCCUGGAUAUCAGAAGCCAUACUCUCAGAAUCAGAAUGGAAAGAUGUUCAUCCUCAGCCAAGCUCAGAACCAGUUUCAGAACAGCCACAUAAGGAAGAUGGAUGUCCAGAUUUCUCAAACAGCUGAAACGAUAAAAAUGCAACAAGGAACACUCCCUGGGAAAACAUGCAAGAACCCCAAGGAUUGUAACGCAGUCGAGCUGAGAAGUGGAAGACAUCUCCCAGAUCCUGUCCCCAAAAAGCUCACUGCUAAAGAGAAGGGAAAACAGAAAGAGGGAGAACAACCUGAGGAUGUCUUGGACGACGAACAAGACGCAGAACAGCCAGCUGUGAUAGAACAAGUAGCUCUUACGACGCCAGAUCGGCCUGUUCCUGCUCGCGUCUACACUCCAAAAGUUUCCUACCCAGUCCCUGCUAAGAAAUCACACAAGGAUUGCGAAGAGAUGAAGUGCAAAAAGAUGCUAGAGAAGUUGAAUGUCAAGCUAUCUCUCAUGGACGCAAUUCAGAUGAUUCCUUCAAUGCGCAAUCUUGUGAAUGGGCUAAUCUCUGGGAAAACCUCUGCAUAUAGCGAUAUCGUGAUGAUUGGAAAAACAGUCUUGGCUUGUUCUUUAUGUUAUCUAGCUUUCAGUGUUAAUCUCAUGCUCUACUCAGUUGCAAAACGCAUGGGACUAACCAACUUCAAGCAUACUAGGAUUUCGUUGGUGUUCGCGGACAGAUCAGUCAAGCUGCCAGUAGUUGUUCUCGAAGACCUGCAAGUUCAAAUUGGUGACACCACUGUUCCGGCGGAUUUCGUGGUUCUGGAGCUCGAAGAUGAACUGAAAGACCCUCUCAUUCUGGGCCGACCUUUCCUAUGCACAGCUGGUACAAUCAUUGAUGUACGCAAUGGGAGGAUCAAUCUCCAACGGGAGAUAUUGUGA